AUGACGGGAAAUUCGAUUUCAAAGAUUGAAGAUAAGGGCCAAAUGACCCAGGUUACAGAGGAGAUGAUAGAUCAGUUAGGUGUGUACCAAGUCGACUAUUCUUUCUGGAAAAUAGUUCAGAAACUUAUAUAUGCACCUUUCUAUCUCCCAUGGGUGUUGCUGGCAGCAAUAAUAUACCCGGAAAAGCCUGAAUAUUUUAUCUACUCCAGUUUUAUCUCUAUGUUACUUGAUCCUUUGUUUCUGUACAUUCCUCUUAUCAACGAGGAAACCAAGUGCCUCAUGUUGGACAAGAAAGUGAUGAUAGCAGCUCUGAUUCUGCGAGUCGUCACAGAUCUUCGUUAUGUUGUUAAAAUAAUUUCUAAGAUUAAGAAAUGGUGGCCGGAAAUGUCUAAGAAAAUAGGCAUCACCAGCAACGUGCUCGCUAUUCUUCCUGUUCCACAAGUAGUGGUUUUAGUUUUCAUUCCAAAAAUGAGGGGCUCUGGAUCAUUGACCAUACUGCGGUUUUUGAACUGGCUUAUUUUUUUCCAAUACCUGCAACGAGUUUAUCCUAUCUACAGAUACUGUAAGAAUCUGAACAAGGAGAUGCGUGACAAGAGUAGUCAUAUGCGGGCAUGGAUUCCAAGUUUAGUCAAUCUUCUAAUAUACCUCCUUGCCAGUUAUGUACUAGGGACGUUUUGGUAUUAUUUCUCUAUCCAACGAGAGAUUGAUUGUUGGGAAUAUGCUUGCCAAAGAGAAGUGGGAUGUGAGUUCAGUAUACAUUGCAGUGUCAACACAUUCAGAAAUGUUACAUUGCUACAUACUUCAUGCCCUAUAAAUCCACCGGAUCCAAAAAUGUUCGAUUUCGGUAUAUUUCUUUAUGCACUUCAAUCUGGUAUGCAAGAAUCAACAAAUUUACCGCAAAAAGUCUUACUUUGUUUCUCGUGGGGAUUACGAAAUCUGAGUUCUUUUGCUUCAAACCUCAACACUAGUAACUACGGUUGGGAAACCCUAUUUGUGGUUGCUAUCUCUAUAAGCGGCUUGAUAUUUUUUAUAUAUUUCCUCGGACAUGUGCAGACAUUUAUGCAGGUAGCUGGGAAAUCAGAAAAGUCCCGCCAAAAGUUGAAGAUUUUGGGACCAAAAGUAGAAUCCAUGUUACUUGAAUAUGGCUUCCCUGCUGAUGCGAAAGUCCUGAAGGAUAGCAUCAACUAUGUGGUAGAACAAAAGCACUCAGAAGAACCAGAUCUCGUUUUGGAGAGUAUGUUUUCAGUUUUUUCCUUCAAGCAUAAGGUAGCUGACCCAAGUCUACAACGUGAACUGAAUACGAUCAGAAUAACUCUAUUCUUGGAGAAGUUAAAGAAACUCGAUCUUCUUUUGGGGCUUCACAAGUACGAAACGGUGUUAAAGGAAAUUUGUAAGCACCUUGAUCCAGUGAUCUAUCCCAAAGGAAGCUAUAUUGUUCGAGAGAAGGAGCCUGUUGAUAUGAUGUUCUUCAUCACCCAGGGCAUUGCACUCUCCUGCACCACUGACCACUCAAUCCCCACUAGGCGUCUUGAGAAAGGAGAUUGUUACGGUGAAGAGCUUCUAAGCUGGGCAACAACGGCAUCAACCUCCUUCUCCGACUUACCUAACUCACUCCAUACUGUCAAGGCCCAUAAAACUGUCGAACUCUUUGCCCUCCAAGCUGCCGAUUUACAGAGGGUUUUCUCUCAGCCAUCAAUCCAUUCCAGCCGAUUUACCUAG
Fragaria vesca subsp. vesca is the source of this 1719-nucleotide messenger RNA. RefSeq names its product cyclic nucleotide-gated ion channel 1-like. Lineage: Eukaryota; Viridiplantae; Streptophyta; Magnoliopsida; Rosales; Rosaceae. The record is from RefSeq and is a predicted model, not a curated record. The coding region runs from base 1 to 1719 and encodes 572 amino acids. The transcript is spliced from 6 exons.